Messenger RNA from Pseudozyma flocculosa PF-1, 3837 nucleotides. RefSeq lists its product as uncharacterized. Lineage: Eukaryota; Fungi; Basidiomycota; Ustilaginomycetes; Ustilaginales; Ustilaginaceae. Bases 1 to 3837 code for a protein of 1278 amino acids. The transcript has 3 exons. Gene Ontology annotation, cellular component: mRNA cleavage and polyadenylation specificity factor complex. The record is from RefSeq and is a predicted model, not a curated record.
AUGGCUUCUCCAUCCUCGACCGAUGCCCUUGGCCUGCUUAGCGCCGCCCUCUCGGCCAGGACACCCGACGCAGAGUCCAAGGCGCUCUCGGAGCUCUACUCGGUCCUCAAGUCGCAGCCAGGAAACAUACCCAUCCUUUUGCCCAGCCUAGUCGGCCUCCUCUCGCGCGCCGGACCCUCUCUCAAGAGCUGGAUCGCCGAAGUCAUCGACCUCACCUUCUGCCGACCCAUCCUCUCGCCCGACGCAAAGCAUGCGCUCUCGGUCCACCUCCCCGAAGCGCUCCUCACGCUCCUCCGCGAGGGAGACCGAAAGCUCUCCAAGAUCGCCGUACAGACCUUUGCCAGCGCCUACCCCUCCCUCUUCCGCAUCGCAUGCCAGGACCGCUCCAAACAGGCGCUCUGGAAGUCGACCGAGGCUGUGCGCGCCCAGGUCGUCCGACUGUUUGACAGCGGCAGCCCGGGCGUGCGCAUCGCCGCCAUCAAGUGCUUCCAGCGCAUCAUUCAGGUCCAUAGCCGCGGCGCAGGCGAUCCGCGCGCCUCGCAGGCCAAGGCCGACGCCAACCUGUCGCUGGUGCCUCCGUGGCACGCCUACAUCAGCGUCGGCCAGCUCGAGGAGGAGGGCAACCGCCUGCUCAAGCAGAUCGUCACCCUCGUCUUUACCAGCUCGUCGCCGGACCUGGUGAUGGCCACCCUCAACGCCAUGGCGGCGCUCGCAAAGACCCGGCCGCAGCUGUCCAACAUCGUGCUCGAGGCGCUCGCCAGCUGGACGCCCGCGGCACUCGCAUCGCUCUCGCACACCCAGGUACGCAACGUCGAAAAGACGGUCAGGAUCCUCUACUUUCACUUCCUCCGCAACAACCUCGCCGGAGCCCACUCGGCCGCCCUGCAAAAGGCGCUGCAGACGCAGAAGAAGAGGAUGGAGGAUGCCGCUCGCGAGUACAUUGAGCGCAAGGAGGCCGAGGCCAAGCGGAAGCGCGACACAAUCGCCGACGAGCUCAACCAGUCAAAGCGGAUCAAGACCGAGCUCGGCGCCAGCUUCGCCCAGCCCGGCAGCGUUCAGGCCGUGGGCGGCGCAGAGGCGUUCCGCGACGCCUCGGUCCGGGGCAAUGGCGAUGCGACGGCCAACCCGCUGGCCUCGUUCGACGUCACGACGCUGCCCGUGCCUCUCGUCGUCGAGCUCAUCAUCGCUCAGAUGCAGGCACUGACCGAUGUCGACCUGCAGGCAGCAAUCGCCCGGAUCCGCGACAAUCUCGGGGCGGGAGGCUUCCCCCAGAUCAACACGGGCCCGGGCCCAGCCCCAGGUCCACCACCACCUCCCCCACCACAGCAGCAGCAGCAGCAGCAGCAGCAGCAUCCACGACCGCCGGGCGCUCCGCCACCGCCGCCACCGUCGCACAUGUUCGGGACAGCUCCGCAGCCGACGCAGAUCAAGACCGAGACGGGCCUGGCCUCCGAUGUGGGUCCGGGCCUGGACCAGCAGGACGAGGCAGAGGAGGAAGCGGUUGUGCAGGAUCCGCUGAAGAUGGACGUCGGCGAGGACGAGGAGCUGGCCGACCUAGUGUCGCCGCCGCGGUCACCGGAGGCAGAAGCGCAAGACGAGCAGGACAUCGACGACAUGGCGCUGGUGGCACUCGACAACUUUGUGCUUGCGCCGCCAGAGUACCUGACGCCGCAGGAGUCUGACCUGCUGAUCAAGGAUGCCGUGGCCAAGAUCCGCGACAUCGGCCACGAAGCCUCGCUGGCGGGCGUCGUAGCAAAGGCGGAUGGCGGCGGCGCCGGUCGCGGCACCGAGAUGCAGAAUGCGCUGUGGGCCACGCUGAUUGUGAGGCUGGCCACUCGCGGCCUGGCGGAGCAGACGUCCGAAGGCGCGGACGCCGAGGCGAGCCCGUCGGGUUCAGAGCAGCGCCAGCUCGACCUGUCUGGCAAGACGCUCACCUCGCACGCCGACGCCAUCCGCGCCAUGAUGCUCGACUUCAUCCAUGGCGACUUUGCAAACCGCGUCGGGUUCGCCAUCUCGUGGUUGGCCGAAGAGUGGCACUGCGACCGGAUCCGACGGCGCCGGGGCCAGCCGGAGCAAUAUUCGCGCUGGUUGGAGCGCAUCAUGGACGUUUGGGUGCCUCAGAUCGACGGCAAGGACCGGUCGCUGGCGGCGUUCCUAUCGGACCUGCCAGAGAUUCCGCGCUCGGUGAUCGACAAGGUGGCCAAGCUGUGCCGGGACAAGAACCGGAUGGCGACCGGCAUGUCGACCUUGCAAGACAUCUGGCUGACGCGGCCCCCGGUGCGCAAAGAGGCGGGCGACCGGCUGCUGCAGAUGACCCGCUCGCCCGACAAGACGAUGCGGGCGCGCGCCAUCAUCUCGGCCAAGCAGAGCUCCGGCCAAAGCGUGGCGCUCGAAGCCGCCGUCCUCGCAUUCGCACGAGACUCUCUCGACGUGCUGAAGGCGGCGCCGCCGCCCACGGCGCCAGGGUCGGACUCGGCGACAGGCGACAAGGCCAACGACGCCCAGAACGGUGUCGACGCUACCGCACCGACGGUGCAGGAAGCAGGCAAAGGAACAGGGCCCGAAAAGGACGGCGAGAAAGAGGGGCCGGCGGCGGACGACGAGGAGGCGGCCGCGCCCGGUUAUCCCCAGGACGGCGACGACGUGCUACGCUUCGUCGAGCUGCCGCUGUCGUUGUGCACCAAGGUGCCCGACAUGCUGGACGAGAUCUUUGCAGCGUACCCCAAGAUGCCGAUGUUUAUCCAGGUGGCCAUCCACAAGCACAUUGUCAACCUGAUCCGGGCGCUCGGCCCCAACAAUGCGCGGCUGCUGACGCUGCUGCGCAACUUUCCGGAGGGCGCCGAUUCGCUGGCGCUGUGCAUCUUCAAAAUUCUCACCGAAAAGAGCCGGACACCGGCGCUCGUGUCGCUGGUCAAGGAGCUGGUCGACGAGCGCGACGUAGACCCGCGCUUCCUCGUGCCCAUCAUGCCCGACCUGGACAAAAACGAGAUCAUGAAGAAGCUGCCAAAGGUGGUCACGAUCCUGUCGAGCAAGGCGCCCGAGGACCGCGCGCUGGUCAAGUCGGUGUUCCAGUCGAUUGUCACGACGCCGCCCCAGGGCUUUGGCAGCGUUUCAACCAACCUGCCGCGCGUGCGGCAGACGGAGCUGCUGACGCCCGUCGAGCUCAUGGGCCUGUUGCACCGCUCCGAAAAGGAAAUCGGGCUCAAGAACACGGGUGCCGCCAUCCAGAUCUGCUUCUCGAUGACCGACGUCUUCCGCAGCGAGGUGCUCGGCGCCGUGCUCAACCAGAUCCUCGAGGAGCCCACCCUGCCCGUCAUCUUUAUGCGCACCGUCAUCCUGGCCGUGUCGACGUACAAGUCGCUGAGCGGCUACGUGAGCAAGAAUCUCCUCUCGCGGCUGAUUACAAAGAAGAUCUGGCAGAACCCGCCGCUGUGGGACGGCUUCAUCAUCUGCGCCAAGCUGACGGCGCCGUCGAGCUUCGGCGCGCUGAUCCAGCUGCCAAAGGAGCAGCUGCGCGAGGUCGUGGGGCGGCAGCCGGAGCUCAAGACGGGCCUCAAAGAGUACCUCACCAAAAAGGCCGGCGGCAACCGCGCCAGGCUGACGGCCUUUAUGGAUCUGCUCGGCGGCGACGAUGCCCCCACAGCAGCAGCAGCAGCAGCAGCAGAGGGGGGUGCCGCCACGGCGGCGACGCCAGAGGCCGCCGCGACAACUUCCAAUGCCAGCCCGAGCGCCGCGGCGACCCCGACGCCGACACCGGCGCCGGCGGCUGCCAACGAAGGCUCUGCGCCACCACCACCGCCGUCGCCGGCAGUGCCGUCGACGACUUUCGAGGCGUAA